Messenger RNA from Trichogramma pretiosum, 2920 nucleotides. RefSeq names its product serine-rich adhesin for platelets (gene Brd8). Gene Ontology annotation, cellular component: NuA4 histone acetyltransferase complex. Bases 268 to 2811 code for a protein of 847 amino acids. Lineage: Eukaryota; Metazoa; Arthropoda; Insecta; Hymenoptera; Trichogrammatidae. Gene Ontology annotation, molecular function: protein binding. The transcript is spliced from 4 exons. The record is from RefSeq and is a predicted model, not a curated record.
UCGCCGAAUCGACGACUUGAGAUGCAAAGUUUAUUAUAUGUAUGUAUAUACAUACACGAAUAUGCAAUGUUUGAAUAAGUGAAAACAAUCUUUUCUUAAAAAAGCUUUAUAGUCUAUUAUUAAAAAUAAUUAUGAAAGUGAAUAAUACCAAGUCUUUGUUGAUCAUUUAUGAAAAUUAUUUUUGGUUCUACAAUUUGUGCCAGUUAUAUUAAACGUUUAUUCUUAUUUAUAUACAAUAUUACUGUGUAUACUUAUUAAAUCAAAACCAUGUCUUCAGAACAAAAGGCAGAAGAAAUCGAACAAGCAUCUCGUAAUCAAUGGAGCAUACGAGAUCAAUUGUGUCUUGCUUCAUGUGUACUCAAAUUGGAUGAGCAAGAUUGGAAUAGUAUCUCGCAAAAGAUUAAGUCUUUUGUAGAUAAAGCUAAUCUCAAAUCAAGUAGUUGUUAUUCUCAUGAAGCUUGUGAACAUCAAUACAAUGAUUUACUUCAAAGUAUUAAUUCAAAAAUUAAAAAGAAAAAAAAUUAUGGAGAAAGCGCAAGUGAUUUUAUUGUUCGUAAGCUUAGUCAAGACCGAAUUGCAGAGCUUGCAAAAAUAUUAUUAUCGUUAAAAGAAGAGUAUUAUUUUCUGAAAAGUGAAAUAAACACACUUCAAAAUGAAAAUAUUUCUCAUGAAAAAUUGAGAAAGAAUUGGAAAGCCAUACAGACCUCAAAAGAUGAGUCCACUAAAUCGAAAUUUCCCAAUUUAACUUGUGAAAAAGAACAUUGCCACCAUCUAACUGAAACUAAUGAAAUUUCUUGUGGGUGCAAAAGUCUCAAUUUGAGUAAUAAAGAUCCUACAUCUGAAUUAACAAAUAGUUUUUGCUCUGAUGUGAAAACCAGUCAAAUUAAUGAAUCUACUACAACAAAUAUUAAUGAAUCUCUAAAUGAUGACCUUGCAAAUAUCAGCAACUUAAAUGAUGAAAAAAAUGCAGAUAAUAGUCCUCAAAUUGUUUCUAUACCAGAGCAACCUACAUCGAAUAAAUCUGAAUCUAUAAAAUUGCAUACUAUUCCUUUGACAAAGGAAGAUAAUCAGAUUCAAAUUGAAGAACAAAUCCAAACACCUGUAUCAAAUGCAAUAAAUUCAGAAAAAAUUAAAGAUGACCUUAGUGAAAUAAUUGACGAUAUUGAAGAAUUGAUUCAUGAAGAGAUAGCAACUGUCCCCCAGAUUGCUAAAAAUUCUACAAAUUUAACAAAUAACUCUUCAAAAUGUUCUAUUCCUUCGUUGAAAAUAGAAAUAGAAAAUUCGAAUGACUCUCUUUCUCACUCUGAUUCAGCAGUGAGUGAAAUGGCAAUUGAGGAUAUUGACUCAAGUUCACCUAAUAUUGCUGAAAUCAUUGGCACGUCUAUACAAACAACAAAAUCCAAUUUAAUUUCUAUGCCAAUUGAUGCUUGCGACAAGACAAAAGAAACAGAUUGCAGUGAAACUUCUACUGAAACAAGUAAUAAAAAUGAUGGAUUUACUUCAAUGGAAAAGUGCUUAGAUACAGAAUGUAUAUCAUUACCUCCUGAAAAAUCUUGUAAUGAAAAAGAAAAGGAAGAAGAUCCAAAUAUUAAAGCAACAAAUGAAAAUAUAUCUACUAAAUUUGAGACUCAUAAUUUAAUAGCUAAUGAUGGAAAAAAAUUGGUUGAAAGUGAGACUUCGAGCAAAUUUCAACAGGAGAAAAUAAAUACUGAAAAAGUAGAAGUAAAAUCACCCAUUAAAAUAUAUGAUGAACAUACAAAGCUUAGUAUAACAACAACUUCAAGUUCAGCCGUGACUGCAUCUUCAUCAGAAACUACUCUUGCAGAUACGAUAAGCAGUAAUCUUAUUUCAAACGAAAUAAUUGCUGAAAAGUCGUUGAAUGAUUUCAAAAGUCCUUCGAAAGAUUGUCAUUCAACCGAGAAUAAAGACUUAUCUCAUACUAUUAAAACUCAAGUGAUGCAACCAAUAAUAGUUCAAACAAAACCUAGUGCCGAAAUUUGUGAAAAACGUUCACGUGAGAAUUCCACUGAUUCAAGUAUUUCAAAUAGUAAUAAAAACAAGAAAUCACUCUUAGUUAAGGAUAGCGAAUCUUUUUCGAACUAUAAAUCGCCUAACAAGUAUGAAAUCAACAUUUUUCAAGAGCAAAAAAGUUCAAAAAAUUUCGACUCUGAAAAAAAUGAACAAAACAAUUCCAAAGAUAUUUCAGAAGAAAUAGAAGAAGAGCCUAUAAUGAGUAAAUAUAGCGGUACCAAAGCCAUGAAAACAUAUUCUAAAAAGCAAAAUACUAUUCUAGAAAAUGAAACAGAAAAUGAAAAUAGUGGGGAAACUCCUGAUUACAGAGCAUGGAAAAAGUCUAUUUUGCUAGUCUAUAAUAGAUUGGCUACUCAUAAAUAUGCAUCCUUGUUUUUGAGACCUAUAACUGAUGACCAAGCUCCUGGUUAUCAUUCGAUUAUUUACCGUCCAAUGGAUUUACACACUUUAAAAAAAAAUAUAGACAAUGGCUCCAUAAGAUGUACAACCCAUUUUCAACGAGACGUUAUGCUCAUGUUCCAAAAUGCAAUCAUGUUUAAUAAGCAGAAUACAUCAGUCCAUAAAAUGUCUCUUGAAAUGCAAGAAGAAUGUUUACAACAUAUGCAGAUUUUGCUACAAGCAACUGAAGAUGCUCCUUUUAGAAGAGAAACAAGAACAGCCACUAUUACCAAUGAUGGAAUUGACAACAAUUUAAAAAGAAAGUGGCCAUUCACGCCUACAUGGACCGCUGACUUCGAAAACUCACGCUCUAAAAAAAGCAAAAAGUUGGAAUAUGAAUGAUGAACACUGAGAUUUUUUAGUGUGAUGUAAUUAAUAAACUCUAUAAUUUUAAGAAAAUCUAAUUCAUGAAACUUGCAGUAACAAUUAAUAAAAUAUUCUUUUAACUCAA